Messenger RNA from Dictyostelium discoideum AX4, 375 nucleotides. RefSeq lists its product as hypothetical. The transcript has a single exon. The record is from RefSeq and is a predicted model, not a curated record. Lineage: Eukaryota; Evosea; Eumycetozoa; Dictyosteliales; Dictyosteliaceae. The coding region runs from base 1 to 375 and encodes 124 amino acids.
AUGAGUGAAAAAUUAUUUUGGAAGAUUUGGAGAAAUAUUUAUUUAAAUAAUUUAAUAUUUGAAAAUUUAACAGAGGAACCAAUUGAAUUUACAAAUAUUUUGGAUUUCCAUUUUUGUAAUAGAAUAAAAUUUAAAUAUAUUAAAUCAUUAAAAUGGAUGAUAAAAAGAAAUCAAUGGGCUUUACUAAAGGAUAAAUUAAUAUACAAUAAUCAACAAAUUACUUUUAAGAAUUUAAAUUUUGCUAUUAAUUUAUUAUUAGAGAGAUGUAAAGAUAAUGAAUAUUCCUAUACAAUAUUAGAAACCUUUUAUUUGAAUAAUAUAGAUAAUAAUGAAAAUAAUUUUCAAAAAUUAAAUCCAUUAAAAUUAUCAAUUUAA